UGCCUAGAUUGUAAGACUCCCUCGCAUCGAUUUCUCUGCUACAUAAAACUAUGGAACUAAGCAAGAUGAUGUACUUCUGGUCCACAGUCUCUGGAAGUGGAGGCAGGUGGAUCAGAAACUCAAGCUCAUCCCUAGCUACAUAGUCAGUUUGUGGCCAGUGUGGGCUUUGUGAUACCCUUUGUGAACUGCAGCAAGUGUAAAUAACACAAAAGAAAAUGGCCCCAUUUAAUUCUUAACACAUUCAACUCCUAUGACUGCACUUUUUACUGUUUUGUUUCUGUGAGUGUAGAGCAUUUGAGCAUCAUCAAAAUUUAAUUUGUAAUUUGUAUUUGACCUCAAAAUGUAAUCUCAGAACCUAACCCCAUUUUCUAUUAGGAAAACAUAGUUCAACUGAGACUUUUAAUAUAAUUUUUAAACAGUUAUUGAAGAGUACGGCCUAUGGGAAACCUAAAAUGACCUUUGUCUUUUCAGGUUUUAUCAAUCGAGGUGAUAAAUGGACUCUUCAGGCAAGCAUCCCACCACACAUUCCCUGUACUCAGUUUUUCUGUGACUAUCCAGAUGCUACGAGGCAGAGUGCUCGAUUUCCAGUGGGGUCUGGAAGGAUGAUAUGCUCCCCAGCAGCCCUCAGCACACACAGGUUCUCACAACAACAAAGAUGUGAGCAGUUACUCCAGACAGAGUGGGGCUCACUUCCUAAGGGAAGUCUGCUCAUCCAUGAGAGCUGGGUUUUGGAUCUGGGCUUGCAAGAGAAGCAGGAAGUCAUCAUAUCGGUUGUGCUUCCUAUUUCCCAGGAUGGUCUCCUGACCCUGCACAGCUUUGUCCGUGGAGAUAAGGAGCUGGAAGAUGACAGUCCUGUUCUGAGGGAACUAGGCUCCAAGUUAAAGGACUGUUGUAAACAUACUGCACUAACAUUAAAGCAGAGGCUGGUAAAUCUUGGUGGUUACACCGGGAAAAUAGGCAUCGUGAUAAAGAUAACAUACUUGGGUCAUAAGGAAGCGUCCUUAUAUUAUUCAAGCUCGCAAAUACAUUACCCCAUAAGGUAUUAUCCAACAAAUGAGACAGCAGUGGACUUAGAGAAAGCUGUUGCUAACAUUUAUUGAAGUCGUGUCCCCCUAGAGGUUACCUCUGAAAUUUUAAAGAUGCACAGUUAGAUACUUUACUUUUCGAGAAAUGUCCUAACUCAUGCUGGAGACUGACCUGACAUGGAAAAUGGACUAUGGCAAAAUGAUAUUUCACAUUAUAUAAGAUGGUGUUCUCUGAUUCUAUAAACUACGGAAAAUGUGUGUUUGAAUAGGAAUAGAAACCAAAUUCUGGGAAAGGAAUUGGCCAUUCAAAAGGCAAUGAGAAAGCAUAGCUUUGAAAACAUGUCCCGAAGUAGGCCUGUGACCUAUGCCUUUAAUUCAGGGCCUGGAGGGAGGCAGGUCACCUGGUCUACGUAAAGAGUUCCAGGGCAGGCGCCUAUGCAGAGAGACCCUGUCUCAAAAUUAAUUGAUUGAUUGACCAAUUGAUUAAUAACUGUCUCUAUCUGCAUAGCCAUUCCUUCCUGAUGAAUUGCAAUGUGCCUUUCAUGCUUGGAAGACACUCUUCCUAAUAAGUUAUUAUAGAAAAUGAUGAAAAAGUCUAUGUAAUAAGACGUUUUUGUCAUUGUGUUGCUGUUCAGUGUCAUGUGUUAUUGCUGUUCAAUAUGUGAUUAGUGUGUGAAAACCUGACAAGGAUUUUUCCACAUGUCCAAAUUGUACAGACAAGGCUCAAAGUAUGUAGAAUUAAAUCAAAGACACACAGAAAAUGAAUACAACUGUUUUCUCUGAGGAGAGUUCCUUCUCUCUUAAAGGAAACACUGCGUCUCCUGGGUGUAAGACUACAAAAAGACAGUCAGGAGAUCUCAGGAAUUAGGCAAUGCAAGCAGUCUCUAUGGGCUAUGGCAUGGCCUGGAUUUUCUCUGUGUGAGAUUGUUCCUUACGAAGUAAUGAUAGUAUGAGCUUAAGAUGUCAAUAUUAUUCGUUUACCAUUUGAUUUGCUGUAUUUUUUUUUACGUUCGUAUCAAGUUUGUUGUGCUGUACAUUAAUACCUUUAAUGUAAAGGUAUUGACAGCACUGAGUUUAUGCAUGAGUAUUAUGCAUUUAUUUGGAAUGUUGGUAUUUCCUUCAUAAAGGAAGCAGUGUCCUUGCUGUACAUCUGCAUUUGUGAAGGAUAAAAUUUGUAAGCACUUGGCCCUAAGGGUGGUUUAUAUGUAGUGGCAACCUGUUGUGACUUUUGAUGGUUCUCCUCAAGAGAUGGUGGCCCUUCCUGAGAAUCCCGAUGGCUGGGCUGUGAGCUGGGUGCUCACAGACCCCAAUCCUCCUUAGCCACAUUUCCUGUUCUGAUCAAUUUCUUUAUCAAUACAACUUAUUUUAAAAUCUUCAUCAGGGCAUGGAGAGAUGGCUCUAGAGGUUAAGAGCACUAGCUCUUCUUCCAGAGGUCCUGAGUUCAAUGCCUAGCAACCACAUGGUGAAUCAAAACCAUCCAUCUAUUGGAUCUAAUGCCGCCUUCUGGUGUAUAGGCAUACUGUAUACAUAAUACAUAAAUCUUUAAAAAAUCUAUUUUUUUCCACUUUGUUCUCAGAUCUGUGACUUUAUGAAUACAGUUCAUCUGCUUGUAUCUUUCUUUGAUGAAACUUUAUUGUGUUUGGAUACUUAUGCUUACCAAAAAUUUUAUGUCAAGAAAAUGUUAUGC
Meriones unguiculatus (Mongolian gerbil) is the source of this 2712-nucleotide messenger RNA. RefSeq names its product schlafen family member 12-like. Bases 453 to 1100 code for a protein of 215 amino acids. The record is from RefSeq and is a predicted model, not a curated record. Lineage: Eukaryota; Metazoa; Chordata; Mammalia; Rodentia; Muridae. The transcript has 2 exons.